Messenger RNA from Ochotona curzoniae (black-lipped pika), 4283 nucleotides. RefSeq names its product cap methyltransferase 2 (gene CMTR2). NCBI's taxonomy places the organism in Eukaryota, Metazoa, Chordata, Mammalia, Lagomorpha, Ochotonidae. The record is from RefSeq and is a predicted model, not a curated record. The transcript has a single exon. Gene Ontology annotation, biological process: 7-methylguanosine mRNA capping. The coding region runs from base 65 to 2359 and encodes 764 amino acids. Gene Ontology annotation, molecular function: methyltransferase cap1 activity. Gene Ontology annotation, cellular component: cytoplasm; nucleus.
AUUCAUCUGUUUGGUUCGUUUAAUUAUGUGUUUUUCUCUCUCUAGAUUUUAAUUUGGCUUGAAAAUGAGUAAGUGCAGAAAGCCACCAGUUCAGCAGAUGGCAGGGUCAGAGGCUUUUAGUCCAGAGGUACUUGCUGACAUUUCUGAACUGUUCACCAAGAACUUCCCUUACAGAAAGCCACUCAAUGGUGAGUGGCAGCUGCCAAGUCCACAAGAGAUUUUCAGCUGUGACCACUCAGAACUGACUGUGUUUCUUGAGCUGAAACGCUCCCUAAAUGAAGUGAAAAACCUAUUGAGUGACAAGAAGCUGGAUGAGUGGCACGAGCACACAGCCUUCACAAACAAAGCAGGGAAGAUCAUUUCCCACGUGAGGAAAGCUGUGAAUGCCGAGCUGUGCACCCAAGCAUGGUGUAAGUUUCAUGAGAUUUUGUGCAACUUUCCACUCAUUCCGCAGGAAGCUUUUCAGAAUCAAAAACUGAAUUCUGUGCACCUCUGUGAAGCUCCUGGGGCUUUCAUCGCUAGCCUCAAUCACUAUUUAAAGUCCUACCAGUUCCCCUGUGAAUGGAGUUGGGUAGCCAAUACCCUAAAUCCAUACCAUGAGGCAAAUGACAAUCUGAUGAUGAUUAUGGAUGACCGACUUAUUGCGAAUACAUUGCGUUGGUGGUACUUUGGUCCUGAUAACACUGGUGACAUCAUGACCCCGAAGUACCUGACCGGACUGCAGCAUUUUGUAAGCAGCAUGGCUACCGUGCACCUGGUCACUGCCGAUGGGAGUUUUGACUGCCAAGGGAACCCAGGUGAGCAGGAGGCCCUGGUCUCCUCUUUGCAUUACUGUGAAGCUGUCACCGCUCUGACCACUCUUGGAAAUGGUGGCUCUUUUGUCCUGAAGAUGUUUACUUUGUUUGAACAUUGCUCUAUCAACCUGAUGUACCUUCUGAACUGUUCCUUUGACCAAGUCCACGUUUUCAAACCUGCAACUAGCAAGGCAGGGAACUCAGAAGUCUAUGUGGUGUGUCUCCGCUACAAGGGAAGAGAGGCCAUCUCUCCUGUGUUAUCAAAGAUGACGCUGAAUUUUGGGACUGAAAUGACCAGGAAAGCUCUCUUUCCCCAUCAUGCAAUUCCCGAGUCUUUCCUUAAAAGACAUGAAGAAUGUUGUGCUUUCUUUCAUAGAUAUCAGCUGGAGACUAUUUCCCAAAACAUCCGUCUGUUUGAGUGCAUGGAAAAAGAGGAGCAAGAGAAACUGAAUAAUCUAAGGGAUUGUGCGGUGCAAUAUUUCAUGCAACAAUGUCAACUGAAACCUCUUUCCAAAAAUAAUCGGUUAGUAAAAAAAUCUAAUAUCGGUUGUAGUACAAAUACAAAAUGGUUUGGGCAGAGGAACAGAAAUUUCAAAACUUACAAUGAAAGGAAGAUGCUGGAAACCCUUUCGUGGAAGGAGAAAGUGGCCAAAGGGUACUUGAAUAGCUGGGCAGAAGAGCACGCCGUCUACCAGCCCGGGCAGAGCUCUCUGUUGGAAGGGACAGCUUCCAACCUUGAAUGUCACUCCUGGACUGUUUUAGAAGGCAAGAAACUGCCAAAGGUCAAAUGUUCCCCUUUCUGCGAUGGCGAAGUCUUGAAGACUCUCAAUGAAGCAAUUGAGAAGUCAUUAGGAGGCACUUGGGCUCUUGGUCCCAGGCCCAAACAGCAGUAUUGCUGUUCUUGCCACCUUUUUUCUGCCGACCUGGUGCUUUCUGAGGUGUUCAGCCUCAUCAGGUGCCUUCAGGAUGAGCAGGUUGCAGAAGCCAGCAACCCAACCAAGUGCCUCCUCGUGGGCUUGCCCGCUCUCCGGGAUAUCAAAAUGCAUGCGCCCAUGGAAAUUUGCCUCUUGGAGUCAGCUGAACUCGUGACUUUCAGCUGUUCCUUGCUUCAUGAUGGAGACCCCACUUACCAGCGGUUAUUUUUGGACUGUCUUCUGCAUUGCCUGCAGCAGCUUCAGCCAGGAGAUGUUAUGGUUUUGCCAAUACUUUCCUGUUUAACGAGAUUUAUGGCUGGUUUGAUUUUUGUUCUUCACGGCUGCUUCAGGUUCAUCACGUUUUGUUGCCCCACCUCCUCUGAGCCCCUGAGGACCUGCACAGUUCUGCUGUGUGUUGGUUAUCAGGACCUUCCCAGCCCUGUUUUCCAGCACCUGCAGCAUGUGAAUGAACUUUUGAGUACUUCGCUCAACUCUGAUUCUCCCCAGCAGGUUUUACAAUUUGUGCCAAUGGAGGUGCUCCUUAAGAGACCCUUACUUAAUUUCUUAUGGGAUUUGAAUGCUGCCAUUGCCAAAAGACAUUUACAUUUAAUUAUUCAGGGAGAGAGAGAACUCAGCAGCCUUCCAGUAUGAAAUGGGGCGUGGCCUUUCUGAGAUUCAAUUUUGUAACUUGCAGUUUUUCAUGUUGAUUGCAUCCAUUGGCUCUCUUGAUUCGGUAUCUUUCAUUGGAGGACAAGGGCAGCUUCUGCAUCCUCCAGCUUCUUGUUCAUUCUGGAAAACUGUCAGCUAAUUUAGAUCUCCAGGAAGUUUCUGUCCAUCUGCUGGCCUGGAGUUCUCCCAGGAAGUGGUGGUGUUCAGCCUUUCAGAUGAGCCGCGGGUAUCAUGCCUGCCAUGGUCACACCUGUGCUUGCCUAUGCAGGUCAGGUGAUCAGAUCUGCAGACUGGCACCCAUGUGCCUUCGUUCCAGGUGGCUGGUGUUUUUCCAACUAACUGCUUCUCAGUGACUCGCGCAGUUAAGGAGUUGACAGAGGCCGAUGAUGGGAGGAGGCCAGUCGCUCCUCAGCAAUGCUGGUUUUCUGCAGCCCUGGCUGCAGUGGUUGGGGCUUCCAGGGACCUCGUCUCCAUGUGUGCCAUUCGUACUCCUUAGACCCCGUCCUGAUUUUAUGUCAAGUGAGAUGCAACUGGCAUGCUGAUUCCAUGAAUAUUUAACCAGCCACAACCAUCCAGCUAAAAAAAGAAUGGAGCAGCUACAAACCAAAGAUCACGUUUAAAGCAAUGAAAAAUUAUCUAAUCUUCUGCAAUCAUGAAAAGCCUAAUUUAGCUAUGAAAUUUUUGACUUGUGUGAAAUAAUCUGUGAAUGAAAUGACUUUUAACAUUUUAAUGUAUUUAUAGUCUCAUUGGGAAUGUUUGAUGUGAUGUGCAAGGGAUGGACUGGAGAAUAGUAACGCUUUGAGGAUGGUGAUUCAGCAUUUGAAGAGUUUUUAAUGAUUUUUAGUAUGAAUGUAACACUUUGCCCUUACGAUAGCCAUAAAAUGGUUAUUUUAUCCAUCACAUUUGAUUUGUUUCAAAUUGUAUAUUUGUGUUGUGAGCCUUUCUGGCAAACUGUUAAAUAUUUCUUCAUUGUAAGCUUCACAAAGUGGAGAAUGUUUAUAUUCCCACAUGUGCAUUUUUAGGCAUUUUGUUAUAUGAAAAAUAGAUGUAUUCUCUGAUGUAUUUGGUUGAUAAAUAUUCAUCUGAAAAUUUUUCAUGUCUUUGCUAUUUUGAGUUCCAUUAUAGAUUCAUGAAUAAAGUCAUUAGCAGAGCAAUUUUUGUGUUCAUCCUUUUUAAAGAGAAUCAUAGGGAAAGUUAAAAUUAUAACUUGGAAACAGACUUUUUUUAAAAGGGAGAUUUGAAUGGGAGUUAAUGUUCCUUCAUUUCCUCUGAUUUGUAUUCAUUAAAAUUUAGUCCUUAAUAUUGUAAUAUUUAUGGAACAUCUACUUUGGGAAAGAAAUAGAGUCCAUCAGAGUGGGGUUGGGGAGGGAAGGAUGUGCACGUUAGAGGUGGAUUUCUGGAGAUUUUCUACUGCAGACUUUAUAGAAGGAGUUCCAGUUUAUGAUGGUGGGAACCUGAUAGAAAAUAGACUAGUAGCAGAAAAAACCUCUUGGCACUUAAUAGUUUUUAUGCCAUGUUAGGUUAGGGCUCAUAGAGUGGUGUUCCUUACACUUACUUUAGCUGUUUGAAGUUGACAGCCUGGGUUUAGAUGAAAAUGUGAGCCCCUCAAAGAAGUAUUGACUGUUUAGUGUUUUACACGUUGAUCUUUAUCAGAAUGUAUAGCCCUUGGGGUAUACUAGAAUAUGUUUUUAAACAAAGUUUUGAAAUCUGUUCGAUCAGUUUAUUGAAUUCCGAUUGCUUUAGAGAUGAGAUUGAUUUGAAGGUUCAAAUUGAAUUGAAUGAAAAUGGCAGGUACCAGUAUUGUACAGGAAUUUCUCUUUGAUUGAAAAGGGAGGAAAAUUGGUACCUCAAAAAUUAGUGAACAGAGGAGAACAGGAAAACAUGAGAAAAGUUUUGGCACGUUUUU